AUGCAACAAUGUCAUAAGAGGAAGAACAGACAACAAGGCAACUAUAAUCAAGAUAUUCAAAAUCAUAGUAAUCGCGGCAAUAUUUAUUACUUCGAAAAUGAGUUUGUUCAUGAAGAAACGAUUGCCACAACGUCUAAUGAAGCUAUCACAACACUUACUCAAGCUGAAACUGCAAACUAUAGCGAAGGGGAUUUAAUCUUCAAGAAAAGAGGUCCUGAUGAUCAUGCUGUGCUGGGUGGUGGAUUCAGGUACCACGUGCCAUGUGGUCAAGCCAGGAUUUUUACAAAAUAUCCAUUCUGA
Molecule: messenger RNA, 300 nt
Organism: Plasmopara halstedii
Lineage: Eukaryota; Oomycota; Peronosporomycetes; Peronosporales; Peronosporaceae
Exons: 1
Coding region: 1-300 (99 amino acids)
Source: RefSeq, a predicted model, not a curated record